UAUCGACUCGCGCUAUUCGACUUGGCGUGCAUCGGAGGAAGAAGGCAGAAGGCAGGCAUCCAUGGAGCUGACAACCUGUCAAGGGAGGUGAACCAGAGUGUCCCUGGACCUGCGCAGGCACAAGACGACGAUGAUACGGAGUAGAUGUCGAGGAACAGUUGAACUGGGGAUGCUGAAGAUAAUGCACUCUCGCAAGCCAGCCAUGCAGCUAAGAGAAAUAGUUACCCUUCAAGGUUAGCCAGGAUCCAGGGUUGGAGGGCAUUUAAUGUGUGUCGUAUCCAAGGCAACGUACAAGCCUCUCUUCCCGAGGUUCCAGAUGGGAACAUAUGCUCAGCGGCUGUUAUUGGCCAUUACAACGAGGCUGAAAUACUCUGUUGGCACCAGCAAAAAGUUGGGCCGUCGCAACGCAGCCAUUGAACGUAACUCUGUCGAUAUUACGGAGUAUGUUGUCAAGUCUAAACUGAGGGUUGCCGGGAAUUAUGGGAGACUUACGGCAUCUUCCGCUUAAUCUGUGCCAGAGGCCUUCGCACUCAGAUGCUGGCAUUCUGAGCUUUUCGCCCAACCCUUGUUUGCCCCUCCUUUCGUACAUAUUCCCGAACGAGGAGUAUCUCCCUGACAACUCACCCACCUGGGGAAGAGAGUCUACUGGUUUGCUCGGUUGGGUGAUAUCUCCACUCCAGCAUUGUCCAGAAAUUGGGACGUGUGCAUGCCCUGUCAUAGUACCAAAGUAUGGAGUAAGACUGAGUGUUGAUGGCAUAUUGCUCGUCUCUCCAGCAAAACCAGGGUAGAAGAUGACGACUGUGAUAUGGAUAUCACUUACGGAGUACUCCAUACUGCUCAUUGAAGUCCAAAUCACUCCACCCGAAGGACGCGCUAUGCUGGCUACUGACGUAAAGCCAUCAAGGAGGAUAGGCGCUUUUAGUGCACCGAGAUAAGCUCGCAAUUGAUGGAAUAGAUGGGCAGCAUUUGCUUUCUACGUCUUGCGAGGUGAGCUGUAUAUUGGCAGCAGAGAAACUCUCUAACUACAAUCGUGAAAAUCCCUGCAUACUUGGUUCGCCUUGCGCAUAAGCUCUUCCUAUGGGCUUUAUCAUCCAUGGCUACAUCCGAAGCGGGAAACCCAUACAACGAGCGAUGAUCAGGUGCCCGGCGUACAGUCCUCA
Molecule: messenger RNA, 1160 nt
Organism: Trichophyton rubrum CBS 118892
Lineage: Eukaryota; Fungi; Ascomycota; Eurotiomycetes; Onygenales; Arthrodermataceae
Exons: 1
Coding region: 480-788 (102 amino acids)
Source: RefSeq, a predicted model, not a curated record